CCGGUCGACGUGUCCCUCCGGAAGAGGAGCGACGGGGACCACAGCGGUAUGGCGCCUCCGGCUCCGAGCCCGGCCACCGGCGGCUCCGGAGAAGUGGACGAGCUGUUCGACGUGAAGAAUGCCUUCUACAUUGGCAGCUACCAGCAGUGCAUUAACGAGGCGCAGCGGGUGAAGCCCUCAAGCCCGGAGAGAGAUGUAGAAAGGGACGUCUUCCUUUACAGAGCAUACCUUGCACAGAGGAAGUAUGGUGUGGUCCUGGAUGAGAUCAAGCCCUCCUCCGCGCCUGAGCUCCAGGCCGUGCGUAUGUUUGCUGAGUACCUGGCCAACGACAGCCAGAGGGACUCCAUUGUGGCCGAGCUGGACCGAGAGAUGAGUCGGAGUGUGGACGUGACCAACACCACCUUCCUGCUGAUGGCUGCCUCCAUCUACUUCCACGACCAGAACCCAGAUGCGGCCCUGCGUGCCCUGCACCAGGGGGACAGCCUGGAGUGCAUGGCCAUGACCGUGCAGAUCCUGCUGAAGUUGGACCGCCUGGACCUCGCCCGGAAGGAGCUGAAGAAAAUGCAGGACCAGGACGAGGACGCUACCCUUACCCAGCUGGCCACCGCGUGGGUCAAUCUGGCUGUGGGUGGUGAGAAGCUGCAGGAUGCCUACUACAUCUUUCAGGAGAUGGCUGACAAGUGCUCGUCCACCCUGCUGCUGCUCAAUGGGCAGGCGGCCUGCCACAUGGCCCAGGGCCGAUGGGAGGCUGCUGAAGGCGUGCUGCAGGAGGCUCUGGACAAGGACAGUGGCCACCCGGAGACACUGAUCAACCUCGUCGUCCUGUCGCAGCACCUGGGCAAGCCCCCCGAGGUGACAAAUCGCUACCUGUCCCAGCUGAAGGAUGCACACCGGUCCCACCCUUUCAUCAAGGAGUACCAGGCCAAGGAGAACGACUUUGACCGGCUGGUGCUGCAGUACGCUCCCAGUGCAUAAGACCGGAUCCCGAGCCAGGGGACAGCAAGGUGUGCCGCCCUCCCUGCUGGGCACCCCUCCUCAAGCUCUCUCACCUGUUCUGGCCAGAAGCAGAGGCUGGAAGCCCAGCCCAGCCCCACUCUUGUCAAUAAAUGUAUCCACCAUGGGAGGCACCCCCCA
Molecule: messenger RNA, 1134 nt
Organism: Neogale vison (American mink)
Lineage: Eukaryota; Metazoa; Chordata; Mammalia; Carnivora; Mustelidae
Gene: COPE
Product: COPI coat complex subunit epsilon
Exons: 10
Coding region: 49-975 (308 amino acids)
Biological process (GO): intra-Golgi vesicle-mediated transport; endoplasmic reticulum to Golgi vesicle-mediated transport; retrograde vesicle-mediated transport, Golgi to endoplasmic reticulum
Cellular component (GO): COPI vesicle coat
Molecular function (GO): protein binding; structural molecule activity
Source: RefSeq, a predicted model, not a curated record